This is a messenger RNA of Physella acuta, 2452 nucleotides long. Its product is annotated as syntaxin-like. Gene Ontology annotation, cellular component: SNARE complex; plasma membrane; endomembrane system. The record is from RefSeq and is a predicted model, not a curated record. Gene Ontology annotation, biological process: exocytosis; intracellular protein transport; vesicle fusion. Lineage: Eukaryota; Metazoa; Mollusca; Gastropoda; Physidae. Gene Ontology annotation, molecular function: SNAP receptor activity; SNARE binding.
GUAGUAGUGUUAUGUUGUUAUCGGCUACUAUUCGCUUAGAAAUUUAUUAUAUUUUUUUUUUUUUUUGGGACGAGUAUUCUGAAUUAAUCGUUUACAAAACAUAACAGGCAGUGACAACACCAGCUUUGACCAAAUAAAAAAUUGAGAACCCUCCAAUAUAAAAUGCCAGUACGAGACAGGACAUCAGAGCUGCAACAAACUCAUGAGUUGCUAGAAAAAGAGAAAAGUAAACAUGGUGCUAAAAAGAAAAACAAAAAAGAAGAAAAGGGAGCUGAAGAAGAUUUUAUGAUGGAAGCAAAUAAAAUUGAAACAGAGAUAAAAAAGAUGAAAAAUGAUGUUUCGGAAUUGAAGAAACUUCAUAAAAAUUUAUUCAGCACCCCUUUCCCUGAUGAAACUCAGUCUAAAGCACUUGAGGAACAAAUUAGACAAAAUGCUACAAAAAUGUGUGCCUCUAUUAAACAGUUAGAAGAUAACUACAAACAAGAUACGCUUGUAGAAAGUGCUUUUAAGCGCAUUAAAUCUUUAAAAAUAAACACGCUUGUUACUGAACUUAACGAGUCCACAAAUGAAUUUUUUAAAAUACAAGCAGAAUACACUGAUAAAAUGAAAACUCGUUUGCGCAAACAGAUAGGAGCUAAAGGAAUUUCAAUGGAUGAAUCCCAAUUAAACAACCUUCUUGAACAGGAUUCUUACUGUGUUUUUACUGAAAAUUAUAUCUCUAAUGUUCAAGAGGCGGAACAAACUCUGAGAGAUCUUCAGGACAGAAAAAAGGAUAUCCUUGCCCUGGAGUCAAGUCUUGCAGAAGUAAAUCUUUUGUUUAAAGAAAUGAACUUGCUAGUCUCUACUCAAGGAGAGACAUUAGUUAGAAUAGAAGAUGCCACAAACCAAGCUGCGGAUUUGGUCAGAGAUGGCAAUGAUCAGUUAACACAAGCAAGGAGUAAACAAGCUCAAGCUCGUAGGCGAAAAAUAUGUAUUUUAGGAAUUGUUAUUACUGUGGUUAUAAUUAUAGUGGUCAUUGUUGUGAUUGUCGAGGUCAUUUAGUAUUUUUAAUAUGGCUUCGUUUUGAUCAGUCUGGGAUAAACUUCUUGUUAAGAUUAUUUGUUAAUGACAUCCAGUUGGUAUGGAGAGACAAGAACACAUUUAUUAAAAUGUGCUGUUACUUUAUUUAGUAAAAUAGUGAUGGUAACAUACGUCAGAUUUAUUAAUCUUUGUUGUGCUUUCACUUCUGUCUUCAGACAACAGAAACAUUAUUAGAUUACACUUCUGCUUAAUUAAAGCUUGUAAUUUAAUUUAAAUUAAGUGGUACACAUGUUAUGGAGAGUGAAAUGUUUUAAUGAAUAUGACUAGAGAAGAGACACAAAAGUGGACCUACAGCCACUAUUAUAGGAAGCUAAUAUUUAAACAAAAAUACUUUUACAGAUAACCUCUUACUCUUACAGGAAAAGGAAAAGUGCCUGGUUGAUAAGAACUGAAUUAUAAUUAUAGAAAAUAACUACAAAAUUAUUUAUUGGUUUUGUUUUUGUUUUGUUUUUAUUUUUUUCAAAAUACCUUAUAUACUAAUAUUAAGCAGUAUAAUACAUUCCAGUUGUGAAAAUUAUUUUAAUGGAUUGAUUUUCUGCAAUUAUGUGCCUUUUUUAUACAUUUCUUGAACUGAAAACUUUCAAUUUUUUAUUGAUUUGUUAUAUUAGUGCUUAAUACAUAUAGAAAACUACUAGUCAGGUUAUUUAUUGUAAAUGUACCUGAGUGAUAUUUAGAAAAUAUUGCUUUAUUGUUUGACUAUUUUCAUAAAUAGGUGUAAAAAUGUUACGCUUGUGUUCAGCUUAUAUCAGCAAUAAUGAAUUUUUGUCACAUUGGAUUUGAGAAUGUUUGCAAUAAUAAUUUUGUAAAAAUCUUGAUAUUUUUAUUUACUCUGUCAAUACAUUUUUAUAACUGUAUUGUUUUGAUCUUUUUAUAUACCGCAGUUUUCUUUAUAUUUCCAUAAUAAACUUUUACUAAACUGUUAUGUAAAUUUUAAAUUUACAAAUAUUUUUUUUAUUUCUAUAAUCAUAUGAAGAUAACUUUGCUAAAACAGAAAGUAAAUUAAAUUUUAUUUUAAUUGUAAUUAAUUAAUUAAACGACAAACAGCAUUUACAGAUAACUUUUCUCUUGAUUUUGGCUAGUACUAGAUGUUCUUUUGUAUUUUAGGAAAUGGAAAUGCAAUGUUUUUCAUUUAAAUUUAUUUUAUAUUUAAUGAGGCUAGCAUUUUUUUUCAUGUAAGUUUUAGGUACAGUAAUUUUAAUUACUACAAGUACUUAUGCAUUUUUUUAAAUAAAAAAAAACUGUCCAUUAAAAAGAAUCAGUGGAAAUUGUUGCCAAAUGGUAAAAGAAAUUGUUAAAACAAUAAAAGUAAGCAUUUUAAGUUUUAUUUCAACAUUAUCUCAUUAUGUAAGAACAUAUUUUCCAACAACAAAUA